Molecule: messenger RNA, 615 nt
Organism: Galdieria sulphuraria
Lineage: Eukaryota; Rhodophyta; Bangiophyceae; Galdieriales; Galdieriaceae
Exons: 3
Coding region: 59-535 (158 amino acids)
Biological process (GO): translation
Cellular component (GO): ribosome; mitochondrial large ribosomal subunit
Molecular function (GO): structural constituent of ribosome
Source: RefSeq, a predicted model, not a curated record
CUCUUCAUUGAAAGAAAAAGAAUUCUUGACAAACAUUCAGUGAUUGGUUCACUUGUGAAUGCAGUCGCAGCCAGUCUUUUGUGUAUGGAAAUAUACAAGUGGAAUGUUUCCUAGACAUAGGUUUUCUUCACAGGCAGCAAACCCCGUCAAGAAAAAAACCAAAGAGUCCAAUCUACCUACUUCCAAGCCAGUAUUUGACUACUGGAUACCACCUCCUAAUCUGAAGUACCCCGUGCGUGCGGUAGAUCCCUCGAAGGUAACUCCAAGUGGUUGGGUUCCACCACAAGGGGGUUAUGAAAAUCUUCCUUUUAGAUUUUAUCGUUCCUCGGCAGGAAACAACCUACCUGUAUAUUUAGAACGAAAGCGGAAAACAAUUACCGCAGUUCGAAGAUUUCGUGGAGAUCAGGAGGCAAUUGCGGAAGAACUUCGGAAGAUUUGUCCAGGGUCGGAAGUAUAUCAUUGUGCUGGUAGUGUGGCUGUUGUGGGAGACCAUCGAGCAGCUAUUCAAGCCUGGCUGCUUGGUUUAGGAUUUUAGAAAAUUUCUUUAGAAUACUAUAAUCAUUUUGAUGUAUAAAAUGGAUUUCAAUAGUUGCUUCAUUAGUAUUAUGGACAUGA